Molecule: messenger RNA, 291 nt
Organism: Rotaria sp. Silwood1
Lineage: Eukaryota; Metazoa; Rotifera; Eurotatoria; Philodinida; Philodinidae
Source: the annotation of a GenBank genome assembly
AUGUUUUGUGCUGAAAAUAAUACAGAACGAAUGAGGAUGGGAAAUGUAAAUUGUGUUAAUGAAAUAAUUGUUGAUCUUUAUGCUGGUAUUGGAUAUUUUACUCUUCCAUUUCUUGUUCAUUGUCAUGCAUGUCAUGUAUAUGCUUGUGAUUGGAAUCCAGAUGCAAUGGAAGCACUUCGCCGUAAUCUUCAAGCAAAUUACACAUGUCCUGUUGGUAUAACUGAUCGAUGUAAUCUUGGUGUAAUUCCAUCAUCUGAAGCAAGUUGGCCUAUUGCAUAUCGAGCACUUUGA